Messenger RNA from Penicillium verhagenii, 1608 nucleotides. Its product is annotated as flavin monoamine oxidase family protein. The record is from RefSeq and is a predicted model, not a curated record. Gene Ontology annotation, molecular function: oxidoreductase activity. Bases 1 to 1608 code for a protein of 535 amino acids. Lineage: Eukaryota; Fungi; Ascomycota; Eurotiomycetes; Eurotiales; Aspergillaceae. The transcript is spliced from 2 exons.
AUGGCCCAAGAAUUUCACAUCUCCUCUGCCCUCUCCAGCAAUGGUCCCUUAAAACCAAGUAAUUGUGGCUCCGACCUGGCUGCGCGCCUCAACGCCGCGACUCUGGUGGAGUCUGCGCCCGAUGAGGCACCACGCACAGCAAGGUCGGAGCCCAAGAAGGUGAUUGUGGUGGGGGCUGGUAUUUCGGGCCUUCGGGCCGCUGCCGUUCUGCAGCGUCACGGAUGUGAGGUCGUCGUGCUGGAAGCGCGCGAUCGCAUCGGUGGCCGAAUUUUGACCAGCCGGAACGGAGAUCACGUUAGAGAUAUUGGUGCUGCCUGGAUGCACGAAACUUCCCAGAAUGGUCUGGUGAAACUCAUCCCUCGGCUAAACAUCCCCUAUUAUUAUGACGACGGUGCCCCGCUGUACUUUACCCGAGAGGGCCGAGCCGGUUCCCAAUUCAAGGCGAAGAAAGUCGCCGAUGAAUUCGCGGAUUACUGCGAAUGGUUCUACGAAACUCAUCCGGACGCUGAGGAUCGUCCCGUCGAUGAGUUCGUGCGCCAGUUUGUCCUCGAACAUCAGCUGAUUAGUGAUGAUGAGCGGAUCUGGGCUCCCCAGGCCGUUCGCGAGGUGGAACUUUGGCUCGGAACUAGUACGCGUGAGGCCUCGUCGAAACACUUGUCCUACUUUAUAACCGAGCGAAACCUGUAUAUGAAAGGCGGUUACGACCGCAUUGUGAAUUGGACCUCCCAAUCCCUCCGCCAAGAUCCCAGCAUCAUCCGACUCAACCAUCACGUCGAGAAAGUCGAAUGGAACGACGAAGGCUCCAAGCCCACGCGCAUCCAAUACAAAGAUGCUACAACCGGAGUUGCUGGAACCUUGGAAGGUGACGCCGUGGUGAUGACCUGCCCAUUGGGCGUUUAUCACCAUAACUUGAUUGAUUUCAACCCGCCCUUGCCGAGUGACAUCCAAGAGGGCAUGUCGAAAUUCAGCUACGGCGCCCUGGGCAAAGUCUUUUUCGAAUUCACCGAUGUUUUCUGGCCCAAAGACAACGACCAGUUCAUCUUCUACCCCUCCCCCUCCGACGAAGAACUGGAUACCGCCUCCGGCUCUUCCGUCUCAUCCUCCAACAGCAUGAGUUCCUCCAUCCAGGAAAAGGACAACAUCCUCAACUACGCCACCGUCACCAUCAACCUCUGGAUCAUGACCGGUGGCAAGGAACUCUGUGUCCAAAUCGCCGAGCCCCUCACGCAGCGCAUCGAAGCGAUGACCGACAAAAAGGAGAUCUACCGCUUCUUCGAACCCCUCUUCAAACUGCUCCGUGCGGAGCCCUAUAAAGCCCUCCCGCGCCUGGUCGAUGUUGAAACUACACACUGGACCCAGGACCCGCUGGCCGGGUACGGGACUUACUCUGCCGACAAGGUCGGCGAUGACCCGGAUCUUUUGAUCGAUGCCUUUGAAAACCACAAGGACAGCGCCUUGCAGUUUGCAGGUGAGCACUGUACCAUGGUGGCUAAUGGCUGUGUGCAUGGCGCGUAUAAGACGGGUGAAACCGCCGCUGCCAACCUGCUGCACCGAUUUGGUAUUCCGUAUGACGGACAUGAUGCCGUCAGCGAUGCAUUUGACAUGUAA